UCUCUGCAAUUUGUCUCAUAAUUUUAGUUAUUUCAACUGUAUAUCCAUUACUUUGAGCUAUUUUAAUCUUUUAACCAUUACUCUGAGUUAACUAUCUCUGUUUAUCCAUUAUAUUUACUAUUUUAAUAUCGCUGCCAUUUAUCCAUCUAUUUUUAACAUAUAUCCAGAACUUUAACUGUUUCAACGGAGAUAUUACAUUUCACACUCUUUAUUAUGACACAUGGUGUUCAGGUAUUAUAUCUGACUGCAUAUGGGAAUAUAAUCAAAUCAGAAUUUAAUUUUUCAAAUUAGUGGAGCUACUCCACAAUCUUAGGUUGGGAAUCAACAACACUCACACAAGUUCGAAGGUUGUGCAAGUGAUCUCUUUUCCUCACAAUCAAUUUGAUUUGAAAACUGCUGGGAAAUAAUGCUUCAUUACAUUACUGCAUUACAGUGGUGUUCCCUCUGCAAGGACAGUAAAGCAUUGUUGUUGUUGUUGUUGUUGUUGUUUUAUUUGGCCUCUUCCUCAUCCUCCCUAUUACUCAGACUGACCUGCACUGUAACCUCUGUAACUCUAUGGAUGAACAAGAUGUUUACUGCGGCGCAGCACACAACCAGGCCACAUUUCAGGUUUAUUUCUGCUGUUUCCUCUCUGUGUCUCCAUCUCUCAUAGUGACAUGAGGCUUAUGUGUGGGGGUGGGGUCAAAGAGGCUCAGUCUGAGGGAUUAUCAUUGUAGUCUGCACACCCACACACACACACACAUGCAAGUACACAUGCACACACGUGCACAGACAAUUUAGGCUGAAUUGGACGACUACUGAGUUUUUAAGCAUUAUCAACCCCACCCCCACCUUUAUGUAAGCACACACCCUGAGCAAAAGGGCUUUAAGCGCUGUCAUACACAUCAUCGCGUCCCAGAGCGUGUCAGGCGACCACCAAGGGACUGUGAGAGGAUCAUAACAUACUGUAGAUAUUGUAAUACUGCGUGGAUGCUGUAAACAGAGGCGGACAGAAGCAAAACACCAGUACGGCUGCUCUUUGAGUGUGUGUUAGUGUGUGUGUGUGUGACAUAAGUGGAGUAAAGGAGAUGAGAUCUUAGUGGACACCAGCCAGUGGAUCAGAAUCUGAUGGAGGGAGAGCCGGCCUAUUUCACUGGAGCCAGAGGAGGAAAGAGGGGCGAGAGAGUGUGCUCGCGAGAGGAAAGAAAGAGGAGGAAGACGUCUGGUGCAGUGGACGAGGGCCCAAUCGGCCAGCAGAAGCACCCAGACUGCUCAUCAGCUUCCAGUGUCUCCUAUGAUGACCGCAGUUCGGCAGCCAGUGGCCUGGACGUUGCCGACCGGCUGACCUACCUGGAGCAGAGGAUGCAGAUGCAGGAAGAUGAGAUCCAGCUGUUGAAGAUGGCUUUGGCUGACGUCCUCAAGAGGCUCAACAUCUCUGAGGAGCACCAGGCAGCUGCAGCCUCUGCUGCUGGCAGGAGAGCACCAGGCGCAAAAGCCCGACCAGUGUCUCUGGCUCUGCCCUCCAGACCGCCCAUGGUGACCUCCAGUGCUGCCUCCCUAAAGAAGAGCUCCACACUGCCCUCCAGCUCCACAGCCAGGAACUACAGCCCAACACCACCUCGCAGUGGUGUGAGGAGCCCACCAGGUAGUGUGAAGGAUGCUAAACGACCCACCUCUGCAGCCUCCUCCUGUAAGAAGCCUUCAGAAGGCAGCAAACCCAGGGAGGCUGCAGUAAAUGUAGGGACGAGGCGUGUGACACACUGCAAAGUGACUAUGCAGAUCUAUCUGAGCCCCCUCGCAAGAAAGACUGGGUCUUCUGAGACCGCCAAAUCCGCGGCCGCUGUGCCUGCCAACAGCGGGCCCGCGGCAACAUCCAACAAGCCUCAGGCGAAGGGGGGCAGCAAGCCGGAGUCGAAGAAGACAACCCCGUCCUUCACUUUGAACCUGCAGAAAACCACAACCAGCCAGAGCACGCAGCAGGACACAGCCAGCUACAAGAGCCCCCUCAAAUCGCCCAGCCAGUACUUUCAGAUUUGUUACUGAGGCAGGAGGAUAGAUUUGAUACGAACUUCUCUCUGCCAUUGAACCCAAACUAAUUAUUUAAGCCUCAAACGACUACUUGAACUUAAAAGACUUUCUUUCAAUGUCUCAAAAACGAGAAAUUGAUUCGAACAGCCCAGUCGCAAAAAGAAAAUGUUGGCAUGUGUUUCUGUAAAACACAGAUUUGUUACAAUUGUACGUUUCAUUUCAUACUAUCAUAUCAGCGUUUCUAAAGUGAUUUCUGAUUACAUGUAUAUCAGCUGAGUGUCAUCAGGAGCUGGUGGAGAUGGUGAAUGGCGAGAGGCCUCUUUUAGUGAGGCAUCAUAACAUUUUCAGCAGCGAUUCUGCCACCAAUCUGGGUGUUUUUAGUGAGACAUCGUGGCAUUUCCUGUGGUAAUUGUGCCAUCAGAGCUCAUUGUGUUUCAGCAAAACAACAUGGCAUCUUUAACACUGAUUCUGCUGCCAGAACUGGGUGUUUUCAGUGAGAUGUGGCAUUUUCAAGGGUGAUUGUGCACCCAAGACGGGUUGUUUUUUAGGGAGACACCAACCUCAUUUCCAGCAUUUUAUUGUGCCAUCAGGACACAGUUUGUUUUAGCAAGACAUGGCAUUUCUUGUGGUAACUGUGCACCCAAAACUGGAUGUUUUUAGCAACACAUUGGCAGCUUUUCCACUGGUGAUUGUGCCACCAAAACUUGGCAUUUUUUUUAACGAGACAUUGAGGUAUUUCCAGUUUUCAUUGUGGCACCACAGCUGGGUAUUUUAAGCCCAGACAUGAUCUCUUCCCAAACAUUACCAAGUGUUUUUUGUGCCUAAACAUGACCAAACGUUAACCACGGCAACAUACAAGUGUUACACUCAACAGAAACGUUCAAUGCCAACAUUUAUUCUGGUGAUUGGGUUGUUUUAAAACGGGUAUAUGCACUUAUUAAACUGCAGGGAUGGCUUGAUUUUCCUCUGUAGUGCAUCCUGACUUGGUUGCUUUUUGGUAUCUGCAACAUGAGCAAUCACAGCAUUUAGAAACAUUCCCACUAACACGUUUGAGUAAGUGUCGAUACAGUGUUUUAUUUAUUUCAAGUGUAGUACAGUAUGAAAGCUUUAAUGCAUUUUUAGCCUCCUCUGAGACCACUGUAGUCGUAGAUCAGUCUCCCACGUCUGCGUAUUGUUUCACUGCAUGCCUGUGUGUACUGUAAACGUUCUCUCCGUCACUGUGUGUGUGUCUGUAGUCGCCUUUGAGCUCUGACUGUGUUUGAUAUCAGUGAGUGUGUGUCAAUGAGUCUGUCUCAUACCCGUGUGCUGUGAUGUUUCUAGUUGUUUUGUAGUUGAUGUUCCAUUUAAAGCUUAGCGACAAUACAGUGUGUACCAGAAUCAGACAGAACGGCUCAUUCUAGUU
Epinephelus fuscoguttatus (brown-marbled grouper) is the source of this 3409-nucleotide messenger RNA. Its product is annotated as echinoderm microtubule-associated protein-like 1. The record is from RefSeq and is a predicted model, not a curated record. The transcript is spliced from 7 exons. Bases 1108 to 2022 code for a protein of 304 amino acids. NCBI's taxonomy places the organism in Eukaryota, Metazoa, Chordata, Actinopteri, Perciformes, Serranidae.